CAUCAUUCUUCGCUAGCUCGUUUGCAAAGUUCAUCUGCUCAGCAGCUGCUUGACGAUCUCAGAUCGAUGUUCACAGGUUCCUGCUCUUUCAACGAUCACUUCUGUAACCAUUCACAAAUGGCUGCUUCAUUUCUCACAGUAAGUUAGCACUGCAUGGAAUUGAGGAAGAGCUUUUCUAACGUGGGCGCAAAAAUUAGCUUCAGCAUUGGAAAAGCUUGAUGAAGAAGUAGUUGUGACAUUAUUGGUAGCAAGCAGCAGGAAAGCAAUUGCAUUCCUCUUGGUAUUGGGGUCGUCUUCCACAUGGCAUCCAAGCCAGAUGCAAAGAAACAUUCGCGAUCUUUUCAAGACAUUGUCUUUGGGUUUGGCCCUGAGCCUGGCACCCCACUCGGCCCGAUCCCUCAAAAAGCAGAGGCCCCGAGUGAUGGACAGGAAGAGGUGGUGGAGGAAUGCACCGUGACGCACCGCUAUGUGGACAAUGACGGCGCCAAGAUCCACUUUGUGGAGUGUGGCAAGCGAGGCGCACACCUGGUCUUGCUCAUACACGGGUUCCCCGAGUUCUGGUACAGCUGGCUGUACCAAUUCAAGCCCCUCUCAGACGCCGGUUAUCACGUCGUCGCCGUGGACUGUCGAGGCUAUGGCUGGUCCGCCAAGCCUGCAGCGGUGCGAGAGUACAGCAUGAGUAAAGUGACCAGCGAUCUUUUGAGGGUUGUGGACACGGUGGCGCCGGGGCGGAGGUGCACCAUAGUGGGUCACGACUGGGGCGGCCGCGUCUUGUGGGGCUUCCUGACGCUCCACGCGCAGCGCGUGCUCCAGGCGGUCGUCCUGAACGCGCCGCACCCUGUGACCAUGGCCAAAGCACUCAUGAGCAACCCGCGGCAAUUACAGAAGAGCUGGUACAUAGGUUUCUUCCAGAUGGCGCGCUUGGCUGAGCACCACUUGUCGAAGCAGAGGUUCGCUGCUAUACGCUCGAUGUUCAAAGGCGUGAGGAAGUAUCCAGAGGAGGUGGUACAAAGGCACGUCGACGCCAUGGCCAUCCCGGGCGCUCUCACCGGGGCCCUCAACUACUACCGGGCAGCCUUCGGGCAGGGGCUGUGGCCCGCCCCGCCCGUGGUCCGGGUUCCCGUGAAGGUCAUCUGGGGCGAGCAGGACUUUUCGAUGGAGAAGGACAUCGCGACACCGCCCGCGGAACUCGUGCCCAACGCUCAAGUCACGUUUGUGAAAAAGGCGAGCCAUUGGGUGAUGUGGGACGAUCCGGAGACUGUGAGCUCGGAGAUGGUUGCUUUUAUCAAGGAGGGUUUGCGGAAAGUCGCCGAGAAGGAGGACCAAGCACCUUCGUUUUCAAAAUUGUGAGUAUCAUUUUGUCCCUGCACUUUGAAAUCUAACCAAUAGAGCUCUCUGCUGCAUCUACUCUCAU
Messenger RNA from Klebsormidium nitens, 1414 nucleotides. Lineage: Eukaryota; Viridiplantae; Streptophyta; Klebsormidiophyceae; Klebsormidiales; Klebsormidiaceae. The record is from the annotation of a GenBank genome assembly.